UAAGUCUAAGCUGGUUGUACGUCGUGGACCCCGCCGCGGGAAAAGUUCACGGGCAAUCGGAGUCUCGGAGAGAUUAGAUCGCGAGAGUCGGAGUCUGGAACCACAGAGCGAGCCGAAAUCUUUUUUCCACCCAAUUAUUCGCAGUCGAUCAUCAAGCCGGUUUAUCUGUGUAAAUACGACGUGGUCCCUUGUCCUUACUGUUAUACCGCUACGUAUGCAUACAGCUUGCCGUGAACGCGAGUAAGACGCGACUUUGCAUGGCGCAGCAGCGAGUCGAUGCUGUGAUCAGAAUCCCGAAUCCCGAGACCCAGACGAAAAGCAGGAAUAAGCGCGAGGAUACUCGGCUGCAACGGGGGAGAAUUGGGAAAAAGUGAGACGGCGAGAUACAUCGUGGUCCAUUGCAGGGCCGCAGGCUGGCGGAAAGAGGAAGAAGGCAAGUGAAAAUUGGUCGGUCGCGGCGGCGAUUCGGGGGGGAUGGAUGGAGAGACGGCUACAGCAGCGGAGAGCAGCGCUUCGUCGUUACUCUCGUUAGUACGGUAGUGGCAGGCGAGACGGGUGGAUCGGCAGAGAUCGGGUCACAAAAGUAUAGUUAGUUUCCGUGCUGCAGAAGGCGGUUUGGUGGACCGAUCUCGCAGGAAUUUGCGAGUCGAGGGGGGAAUAAAAGUAUAAUCAGAGUCGGAGAAGCGAUCCGAGGGCGGGUGUGCGCGGAACGUAGCGUCGUAUCUAAACUCGGGAGUCAAUAAUUAAUUAAAGCGUUAAAUCGGAUAAUCGACCUUGAAUACCCCGGCGCGUGGAAGAGCUCGUCACAUACGAUGCAGCAGGCCGUAGCCCCGGCAGCCGUGGCUGUCCUGGUCUCGGCGCUGCUCUGCUCCCUCGGGGGCCGGGUCGACGCCAAAAAGACCCGCCCACCAACCGGCGACAUAUCCCUAUGGAUCGAUCAGCAACAGGUGAAAAUGUUUAGCGGAUUAGAAAUUGAGAUAUACGCGAUAAUGGAAGGUACGGUGUUGUCGUACCUCCUGGACCCGGAGUUUGAGACGAAACUACCGACGAUACCGAGCGAAGUGUCGUGCGUUAAUUUCACGUGGAAGUCUGGCGUUAAGAGGUACUAUUAUAAUUUCGAUCGACUCAAAUCGGUCAACGAGUCUAUCCUCAAGACACCCUCGAUCACGAUCAAGCAACGAGGGAGGGUGCCGAGGAGACCAAAAGAAUUCAGCGUGCUUCUACCAUGUUCGGGGAAUAGUUCAGGCGUUGUUCAAUUCAAGAUCGGGCUGGUCAUCCAAACGCGGAAGGGUGUUCCCCUGAAAGGAACCCCCCUUCGGCUGAGCUUGCAAAAGGAAUGCGCUCUACGCGAACCUAAUCCUGGACCAUGUCCAGAUGGUUACUUGGGACCACCGCAUUGUAAGAAGGCGUUGUGCUAUCCCAAUUGCAUGAAUGGUGGAAACUGCACCGCACCUGGAGUCUGUUCCUGUCCACCAGGUUUUCAAGGACCUUAUUGCGAAGGAGGUAUUUGCACAGAGAAAUGUUUGAAUGGAGGUAAAUGUGUGCAAAAGGAUACCUGUGAAUGCCCCAAGGGAUACUUUGGUCUUCGUUGUGAAUUUUCCAAAUGCGUGAUUCCUUGUGUAAAUGGUGGAAAAUGUAAGGGAAACAAUGUGUGUCGUUGUCCGGCUGGAUUCAAAGGCAAUCAUUGCGAGAUUGGGAGAAGAUCACCGCAGAGGUCGGCAUGUACGAGACCUUGUCGAAACGGCUCGUGCCAGCCAGACAACACGUGUCAGUGUGAACCUGGGUGGUUUGGGAAAUUAUGCAACAAGAAUAAGCCAUGGGCUUGAAAACAAGAUAUUGCCGGUACCAGACGAUCUUGCAAUAUAUACCCUAGUACUCCCUCCUGCCCCCCUCCGCCCCUUCAGAGAUGUGAUAUGUAAAAUUGUUUUACACCAAUUUUAUGAUAAUAAAACGAUUGUUGUUGUUUUUAUUAUUAUUAUUAUUAAUAUUAUUAUCGUUUGUUAUAAGAUAUAUUAUUAUAGCGAUUGUAUAAAGCAAAUAAUAAAGGUUCUUUUUUUCCUUUUA
Molecule: messenger RNA, 2064 nt
Organism: Neodiprion virginianus
Lineage: Eukaryota; Metazoa; Arthropoda; Insecta; Hymenoptera; Diprionidae
Gene: shf
Product: protein shifted
Exons: 6
Coding region: 813-1826 (337 amino acids)
Biological process (GO): anatomical structure development
Cellular component (GO): extracellular region; cell surface
Molecular function (GO): signaling receptor binding
Source: RefSeq, a predicted model, not a curated record